Molecule: messenger RNA, 510 nt
Organism: Nannizzia gypsea CBS 118893
Lineage: Eukaryota; Fungi; Ascomycota; Eurotiomycetes; Onygenales; Arthrodermataceae
Exons: 1
Coding region: 1-510 (169 amino acids)
Source: RefSeq, a predicted model, not a curated record
AUGCAUCUAACGGAAAUACCCACGGAAGGCAGCGGUUUGACUAUCCUCUAUAUCGGCGGCCCCGAUGUCUUGCCGAGUAUUAUCAAAGCUGUUAGAGAUUUAUUAGCAAAUAUUAACAACCUCACGGCUAUCUGCGUUGUCUGUAAGGCUUUGAUCGCUAUGUUCACAGUACAUGCAUCAAAAUCUGGCAGCACAGAGCACAUUUCUAACCUGGAGAUGAGGCUGCUUAAUCGAGACCAUCACCGAUGCGUUGUGACUCGGAAACUGAAUAAAAUAGAGGCAGAAAAGCGUGCUAAUGGGGAUACAAAUAUUAAAGAUGACGGUAGAAAGCUCCUUCAUACUCAGUGCUAUGAUAACUUUCAGCUUGUCACAGUUGCCCCAAAGUCGGACGGUGAAAUUCGGGUCCGGAUGAUAGACAGUCAUAAUAUAGCUCACGCAGUAAGAGCAUGGCCGUUGAUUUUCACUUUUCUAUAUACCCUCGAUAUUCACAAAUGGUCCAAUAAUACCUAG